Clonostachys byssicola is the source of this 2091-nucleotide messenger RNA. The record is from the annotation of a GenBank genome assembly. Lineage: Eukaryota; Fungi; Ascomycota; Sordariomycetes; Hypocreales; Bionectriaceae.
AUGUCAAAUCGUCGCAUAUUCGUCAUCGGUGCCACAGGCGCCCAGGGUCUUCCUGUAUGCCGUGGUCUGGUCAAGGAUGGAGCCUACAGCCUGCGGGUCCUCACUCGCGACGCCAACUCCAGCCGUGCAAAGCAAUUAGCCGAACUCGGUGACGUGGAGUUCCUUGAAGGAACGUUCGCCAACAAUGAAGAUUUGCGGAAGGGCCUCAAGGGAUGCUGGGGCGCCUUCAUCAACAUCGAUGGAUUCAACUGUGGCGAGAAAACGGAAACCUACUGGACAAUUCGUGCAUACGAGUUGGCAGUUGAAACAGGCAUCAAAUUCUUUGUUUUUGGCAACCUCGACUACGUUUACAAGAAGAGCGGCUAUGAUCCGCGGUUUCGUUGCGGUCACUACGAUGGCAAGGGUCGAAUGGCUGAGUGGAUUCUGAGCCAGAGGAAGGGCAACGGCAUGGGCGUCGCCAUCUUCACCACAGGCCCCUACAUGGAGAUGACAAUCGCGUCCCAAACCCCCAUGACGCCUCGUUAUCAAGACGGAGCCGUCCUUUGGGUGGCCCCGCUUGGUGACGGAGCGGUGCCGCACGUCUCCCUAGACGACUGUGAGCACUAUGUUCGCUGGCUCUUCGACCACCGGGAAAGAUCUGAUGGAAUGGACUUGGAGGUGGCCAUUGACCAUAUACGGUAUGCCGAUCUCGCGGCAGCCUUCCAAAAAGUAACGGGCAAACCCGCCCAGUAUGUCGAUGUACCAAUGUCGGAAUAUUUCGACCGUGUGCCCAUCUCCCAUCAGCCGGCUGCUUACAACGCAGAUCCCGGCGACCCUGCCACGAUGACUUUCGAGGAGAACUUUACUGGGUUCUGGACUACGUGGGCGCAUUCUGGCGGAAACCAAGGGGUUGUUACUAGGAACUACCAACUGCUGGAUGAAAUUCAUCCGAAGAGGAUUCGGACGGCUGAGGAAUUCUUUCGCCGGGAAGAAGAAAGGCGUCGUUCCCUAGGAAUUGAAACUCUUUUUGAGGCAAUCCAGAAGGAUGAUUUGAAAUCAGUUCUUAAGCUGGGAGAGGAUAACAGAAAGGGCAGAUUGAAAUUGCUAUCAUCGGCGGUACCGGCGCACAAGGCCUGCCAGUGGUACAAGAGCGGACGUUAUCGUGUCCGGGCCUUGACGCGAAAUCUGCAGUCUCCUCGCGCAAAGGGAAUUGCCGAUCUUCCAAAUGUAACACUCGUCCGUGGGUCCCAGGACAACCAGGAGGACUUGCACAAUCUUUUCCGGGGUGUAUAUGGCGCUUGGGUCAACCUCGACGGCUUCACUCUGGGAGAAAAAGAUGAGCUUUUCUACGGCUUUAGGGCCUACGAGAUCGCCAGGUCGGAAGGUGUACAGCACUACGUCUGGGCGAAUAUUGAGUACGCUCUUGAGAACGCACGAUUUGAUGAGAAAUACCAUUGUGGACACAUGGAGUCUAAAGGGAGAGUGGGCAAGUUUAUCCUCUCCCUGGGCCAGGAUGGCAUGAAGAGCACCCUUUUUAGCACUGGUCCGUACAUGGAUAUGCUCAUGGGCGGUUUGCUCGUGCCUAUAGAGCAGCCGGAUGGCACCUUUGCCUGGCUUAACCCAGCCCCGAGUGACGUGAAGCUUCCGCUGAUAGCUCUCCUCGAUGUCGGCGUUUACAAUCUUUGGAUUUUUGACAAUCCCAGCGAGUCUGCCGGCAUGGACCUCUCCGUUGUUACGGACAAUGUCAGCUUCGCAGAGAUCGUUGAGACCUUUACCGAAGUUACUGGCAAGAAGGCAGCCCAUGUAACGGUCCCGUUUGAAGAGUAUGCCAGUGUAGCAGAGCCUUACCCAAAUGCUUAUGUCAACUGGGUUCUCGGGCCUACCGCCGCCCGCGAUGAUUCUGUGAUGACCUGGCGCGACAACUUCGGGGCUUGGUGGCAGUAUUGGGGAGGCGGGAUCACCAAGCCGCGAGACGUGGCAAUCCUGGACCGCAUCCACCCCACCCGCAUCAGGAGCUUGAAGGAUUGGAUGGAGAAGGUUGGGUAUGAUGGGCAUCGCCGCAGUGUUCUGAAAAUGGUGGAUGACUGGGCUGAAAAGACUGCAACAAAUUAA